Heterostelium album PN500 is the source of this 1854-nucleotide messenger RNA. RefSeq names its product type-X family DNA polymerase. The transcript is spliced from 3 exons. Gene Ontology annotation, cellular component: nucleus. NCBI's taxonomy places the organism in Eukaryota, Evosea, Eumycetozoa, Acytosteliales, Acytosteliaceae. The coding region runs from base 1 to 1854 and encodes 617 amino acids. Gene Ontology annotation, biological process: double-strand break repair via nonhomologous end joining. Gene Ontology annotation, molecular function: DNA-directed DNA polymerase activity; DNA binding. The record is from RefSeq and is a predicted model, not a curated record.
AUGUUUAGAGACUUUAGAUUCUUUAUUUUCAAAAAAGGUAUUGGGAGUAUACAAUUGAAUAUCAUCACUAAAAAGAUCAUUGAGAACAAUGGUAUAAUACAUCAAUCACCAUCUUUAGAAACUACACACUUUAUCAUAUCAGAAAACGAAUCAAUUUUACUGAUACCUGAUGAUCUUAAAGAUAAAAUAUCAAUUAGAAAUAUAAGAGUAUAUACACUAGAUUGGAUUACUCAAUCUAUAUUGAAUAAAAAGAAGAUCGUUGAUGAUAUCAUAUAUCAAAGACCAUUCAGAUUUAGAUCAUCUUUAAACGAUGAUAUUCUAAUAAAAGAAAAUAAUAGUAAUAUUAAUGUAAAUAAUAAUAAUAAUAAUAAAAGAUCUUUAAAUAAUGUAAAUAAUAACCAAAGAGAAAAGAAAUGUAAAUUUAAUGAUAGUAAUAAUAAUAUUAAUAGCAAUCAAAAUAACAUAUCAUGGCUAUCAUAUGAUUCUGAUGAGGAUUUGGAUGUUAGUUUGAAUUAUAAUAUUAAUUUAAGUUUUAAUAAUAAUAAUAUAAAUAGUCAUAUUAAUAAUAAUGAUAAAGAAAAAGAUAUAGAAAUUAGUUUAUCAGAAACUUUUAUGUUUGAUGACAGCACAGAUAAAUCGAUUUGGUUUAAUUAUAACUCUGAUUCUUCAGACUCUGAUAACAAUGAAGAUCAUAAAAAUAGUAAUAAUAAAUCAUUAAUAUUCGACAGUCCAUUCUCAUCACAACUUCCGUUGGCACUCUCACCAAUUAAAUUAAAAAACAAUGAUCAUAGCAAUAAUAAUAAUGAUAGUCCAAUCAAAUCACUAGUUAAAAAUUCAAAUUAUAAGAAUUUUGUUUGUCAAUCAACAAAAAUUAAUUAUAAUGAACAUUUAACGAGUGUUUUGGUGAAGCUACAAACAAAAGCAGAGGCAGACGGUGACAACUGGCGACAAUAUGCAUAUAAAAGAGCAAUUGGUAUUUUGAGAAAUCUCACAUUCAAGGUGACCUCUGAUAAACAGGUUGGUCACAUCAAAGGCAUCGGUUCAAAGAUCAGUGAUAAAAUUAAGGAGAUACUACUGACUGGAACUCUAAAGAAAGUGGAAAUGGUGCAAUCCGAUGCACAUACCAUUGCUUCGGAACAACUCUCAAAGAUACAUGGCACAGGUCCAGAGACUGUAAAACGAUGGUUGGCCAAAGGGAUCAAUUCCAUUCAGAAACUACAGGUGAUUGCCAACAACGAUCCAAGCUUUCUUACCAAUCAGCAACAGAUUGGACUAAAGUAUUACAAUGACUUUCAACACCGUAUCCCAAGAGAAGAAGUUCAAGACAUUGCAAACAUCGUACAGCUCGUAGCAAAUGAAAUAGAUCAAAAGAUAAUCAUGCAGGUUUGUGGAUCGUUCAGAAGAAACAAGUCGACUUGCGGUGAUAUCGAUAUCCUAUUUACACAUUCUAAAGGUGAACUACUAACUGGAUUCCUAGGUAGAUUGGUACAGAAACUUGUUGAUUGUAAAUUACUUACCGAUCAUCUUACAAAUCUAAAUACGAAUAGUGAUAAAUAUAUGGGAGUAUGUAGACUUGAUGAAAAUAGUAGACACAGAAGAAUUGAUUUUCAAUCGAUUGUAAGAGAGGAGUGGCCAUUUGCUUUAUUAUAUUUCACUGGCUCCGAUCACUUUAAUCGAUCAAUGAGACUGUGGGCAAGAAAGAAUGGAUUCUCAUUGAGCGAAUCACACUUGGUCAGACGUUGGGGUACUGCUCAAGAUGAAAUCAAAGGUGAACCGAUUCCUGCUGCGAAUGAACGAGAUAUAUUUCAACUUUUAGGAUUAGAAUAUAAAGAGCCUCAUCAAAGAGAAAUAUAA